AUGCCUACCACCGAAGAAUUGAAGCAUGUAUCUCUCAACGCCGAGAAGGACCUUAAUUCAUACCAGGCCAAGCAGGGCAGCGGCAAGAAGAGUGACUCAACUGCCGAGUCAGGUGUUGACGAGAUGGUCGAGCGGCGAUUCCCCCAGCCCACGAGUGUGAAGUACGGCCCUGGCUCAGCUGCCUCUGGUAGCGACCACCGUGUGAUUCCCGAGGAUGAGGGCGGCGUUCGUGAUGACCGCAACAGACUCGCUAAGGCUGGUCAGUUCGAGGGCCCUGGCGGCCCGGAAGACAAGGUCUAG
Messenger RNA from Penicillium roqueforti, 300 nucleotides. RefSeq lists its product as uncharacterized. The transcript has 3 exons. The record is from RefSeq and is a predicted model, not a curated record. Lineage: Eukaryota; Fungi; Ascomycota; Eurotiomycetes; Eurotiales; Aspergillaceae. The coding region runs from base 1 to 300 and encodes 99 amino acids.